AGAGCCCUGGAGAUAUCAUGAUGGAUCUGGGGGCAAGAGGAAUACCUAGUCCGAUCUAGGAGUUCUCUCUCCAGCAGCAUCAGCAUCGGCGUGGGGAUGCUUGGCGUUCCCAUCUGAGCGCUGCCUCCUCGCCUUCUCCUCCUCGCCCACCCUCCACGAAGCCUGGCGUGGGAGUUUGAGGGAUGCGCACCGCCUCACCGCCGAACCCACCGCCGGCUCCAUGGGCAGGAGGAGAAAUCCCUGCAGCGGCGCCAAGAAGCAAGGCGAGCGCUUCCACUCGCGGGGGAGCCGAGCCGGCGCUCCCACUCCCCGCCUCCUCCUGCUCCUUCCUCCUCCUCCUCCCUCCCUCCCUCUCUACCCCGGGAGUUGUGUUGCUUUUCGGUUCGCGACGCGGCUACUCGGAGGCUCCGCAGAGAAGGAAAGAGAGGGAGAGGGAGAGAGAGAGGAGGGACGUCCGAGGGGCGGCCGCUGCUGCUGCUGCUUCUGCAACAACUCUGCCGGGAGCCCACGGUCCGAGGGAACUGCAGGAGGGCUGGAGAGCUCCAUCUCGAUUCCACAGGCUGCCAGGCGAAGACGUCCCCCUCUUCCCCAGAGGAGUGAUGCUCAUCAGAGAAGUCCUGCUGCUCCUUCAGUGCUGUUGGCCCUCGCUGCUGCUGCACUGGACCCUUCACCCCAUAUGGGGCUUCAUCCAGAUCACUCACGGUGAGCCACAGAAAACAUGCUCCAAGCCUGUAGCAGCAAAAGUCACAGACAGUUGUCAACAGAUCUGUCAAUGUAGACCACCCCCAUUACCACCCCCUCCUCCUCCACCACCACCACCAAGGUUGCUUGGAGUUCCAUCUCCCACAGUUCCUGUUUGUCCUGCUCCAGAGUCCUGGUGGCCAGGCCCAGUUAUAAUAAUUGCAGCAUGCUGCACCACACCAGUGUUCCUCUUUCUAGUUUUCAUCAUUUGCUACAAAGCCAUAAAAAGUACGCCCCCUGUAUCUGCGGGGGAUACCUUCCAAGACCCCCCAUGGAUACCUGAAACCGUGGAUAAUAGUGAAACCUAUAUUUUGACUAUAAUUGAGCUGGAAGCAUGUCGUAAAAUAGCAGUGGAGAACGUAGAGAACCCGACAAACACUCCCGGGAGGGAAUAUUUUUUGGAGCUUGGGAUACAUGAAAAUUCAUACAUGAGUGAUGGAGAGAUUAUGGAUGCCGAAGUCCUAUUUCAUGCCUUUGCUGGGCACCAUAAAGUUACAUUUAUCUAGCAACUGAAUUUUCUUUUCAUCUGAAAACAAUUUGUACAAAGAGUUUGGGCAGUGAUGUACUUUUUAGCAAAAAUAACUCCAUGUAGAAAAUUUCAUAGUGGACAGAUGAAAUGGCUUUUAAAGAAUUAUCCAUUUAUCCAGCCAUGGAGAAACCACUGAGAAAAGAAGAGAAUGGAACAAGUCAAGCUGAAUAUGCAAUGACCUCCUCCCAAAACAACAAAACAGUUGAAUCUAACAAUGCGGUGGUAUAAUUUCUGAGACCUCCUCUUGAGUAGUAAACAUUAAAAGCACAUGCAGCGUAUGCAAGGUGGAUGAAAUGCAGCAGUGGAAGAAGUUCAGUGGCCAAGGGACUUCAUUUCAGAAAUAGUGCGUGCAUCAGUUAUUACGAGAAGAAAAGCAGAUAACUUCUCUUCGGCUUGCUGAUCGUCAGAAAGGGAGGUAUAAACUUGCCAGUCAGGGCUGCUCUGAGAAAAGACCUCACAAAGGCACACUUACUGCAUGCGACUGACAGUUGAAAGCAACAUAACGAUAUCCCCAGAUCUCUCUGUCCAUCUUUUCUUUCAUUCAUUAAUUCUUUUUUCCCUUCAUUUUCUCUCCCUCCCUCCUUCCCUGUUUUAUUUUUAUUUCGCUGUUUAUUGGGGGGAGGGGAGGGAGGAUGCUUUAAUAGAGAUCCUUUGAGAGUGAAGUUGAUCUGACAGAGGCACUGUAAUUGGUCCUGAAACAUUGUAAUUGAAUCUGGAAAAAAAUCCAAGCUGUACUAGCAUGGCUUUGCAUUUGUCUUUUUUUUCUUUUCUUUACAAGGCACUGCCAUUCCCAUCUUUUGUUAUGAUUACAUUCUUAAGUGGAAAAGUUUCCAUUGACCCCAAAGCAACUUCCCCAACCCCUAUUGCAUGAUAUUAUAAAAUAGACAUCUACAGUCUGGUGACUCUGCAAUUUCCACUGCUGGUGACUUUUCAAGCAGAAAGUAGUCACUGUACGACCUGUAGCAGUUAGCAUUGUGAAUCAAAAAGGGAAAAUUAUUGGCAGUAGUAACAGCUAAGGGUGCUUUGUAUACUAUUCAUACAGUCUUAUUCCCCAUUUUUGUUAUUAUGUAGCAUUAUUGCCUUAGGUUGAAGAAGUUCCACAUGUGUGUUCCUCAUUUACAGUUCUGCACAAUUUUGCACAUGUAUGUAUACCACACAGAUCUGCUGGUGGGAUCUUUCUACAAGUAUGGCUUUGAAAUGUUUGGGUUUGGAGCUGGGGGAAGACAAGCUGCAGUGAAAAUGGAAGUCCUUCUUACACUCCUUGCAAGCUCAGAUAUCUCAAAACUUUCCUGUUUCUUCAGUAGCUCCUCCAAAAAACUUCUUUUGGAGGGAAAAAAGGACUCUCCACUUCAGGGAGAAUGCUGUGAUAGCUCAGUCCUGUCCGUCGACAAGGGACUGCCAACUGUGCCAAAUUCUAUGUGAUAGCUCAAUGUUGUACCACUUUAUGAUAAGGACUGCAAAUGACUUGAAAAGCCAAACCCAUUUUCUUGCGAGUCUUAUUAGGCUCAGUCACUUUAAUUUCUUAAAAGAAAAGACCAUUGUUCAGACACUGUUAUUGUCCACACCUGGACUAAGAUGUUAAAAACAUUUCUGCCUUUCCCUUCCUAUACCCUUGUUUAUCACUGGCUUCUUGUCUUGCUGUCAAGCUUUAGUGACAUUGUCUCUGUGUCUUCAAGCAAUCCAGAAGAAGCUGUCUGAGUGCCGUUGCAUAGAAUCACCUCAUCGUGUCAAUACAGACCAUUAUUGCUAAGAAUCUGAUGUUCGGACUCAUUUUAUCUUAAGGGUGCAGCAGACCUAGAAAAUCUAUAUUGAGACUCCAAAGAGUUGAAUCGCAAUCUAAAACCCAACGUCUUCUUAGUGAUGGUGACAAAAUGGGGGAAUUCUCAAAAAACAGUAGUGGGCUACCUAGAAUCGUAAAAUCAUAGAAUCAUAGAUCAAUACUGCCGUCGGUGAAGUCACUUGAUUGUAGUGACAAAGUGAAUGGUCAGCUAUUUUAUAUUCAGUGUUUAAAUGAAGCAACUGUGAAAUCUGGGGUUAAAAGAGUUUUGUUAAUCGUUGUUUAUCAGUUAAAAAUGUAGUAAAAGCAGCAGGAAGUACUAAGUAUAUAUAUGCCCAGUCUCUGUACCAUGCAUGUACAUGAGGUAUCUUUCCCACAGAGUUUGGAAAAAUUACACUUUGAACUAUAAUUCUCAGAAUUUUCUAACCAUCACAACUAGAAAUCAUCAUGACUGGAGAAAUGCUCAGUGGUGUGGUCCACAAAAAAACUCCAAGUUCUACAUCCAUAGUGUAAUCUCAAUUUUUUGCUUAGAACAGUGGUUCUCAGGCUGUCGGUACCCAGAUGUUUUGGCCUUCAACUCCCAGAAAUCCUAAUAGCUAUUACACUGGCUGGGAUUGAGGGAGUUGUAAGCCAAAACACCUGGGGACCCACAGAUUGAGAACCACUGGCUUUAAAGAUAAAAGAUUGUAGAAAAAGAGGGCAGACAGACACUCCCAAUGUCCCCCGCCCAGUUUCCACAUCUUGCAGGUCCAGAAUCCCAUUCUCCAUACAAUUCUUGAACUGUUCAGUUUUGGUUCUGUGGUAGAACAGGUGUAAAUAUGUGUAUUCACCAAUAGAAAAAAGACAGCUAUUUAUUUACUCUUAAUGGAGAAAUCCACCAAGUCAUGGGUAUAUUCAUUUUCUUCCCUCUAAGAAUAUAGUAUGGGUGGCUUUUUGUAAUCUUUUAAAUGUCAAGAAUUGCUGAAAAUAGAGUGACAAUAAUGUCACUGACCCUCUUCUCAGAGAGGAAGAAAAUCCUUUGCUUCCAGUCACUUUAGCGCAUCAUUUUGCACUAUAUUAACUGGAAGAAAAUAAUCUGGGUUCUCAGAACACAGUUGAUUGAAGCCAAUUGCCAUUUUUGACAUUGAGUUGUGUCAACCUAUAUGCUUCAGAUGAAGUCCACUGUCACUUAUAUUUAGAAUUGCACUUUCCCCAUAAUGCUGCAACAUAGUUUUUUCUGAGUUGUUUUUUAGGGAAAGUUCUAACGAGAUAUUAUUUUGAUGCAGUUGUUUCCCCCCGAGACUCUGAUUUAUAAAGGAAGCUGGAAUCAUAGAAACAUGAUGUAAAAUGCAAUAUGGCGCAAGCUUCAGAAAGAUUGUCUUCUAUUAAAAUACUGUACAUUUAUUUUGUUAAGACAAACCUUUGCAACAUGGCACCUCUGGAGGUGUUGUAUUACAAUUCCCAACAUUCCCAACCAAUAUAUGGGUAGUGAAAAUGGUAAUCCAACACAUCUGGAGGGCACAACGUAGACACCAUUUCUCACAUUGGGUUCUAGGAAAGCAGCCUCUCCUACGUCCAAGUAAGUAGGACUUUUCCCUUGCUCUGUAACAGGAUCUAAUGCCCAUCAUCCCAAGACAGCAUAGCUAGUGUUGGGGGAAGAUGAGUUAAUUGGGAAGUCACCACUUAGAUAAAACCAAUUCAUUUAGUGCCUCAUUGGAGUUAAAACAGGAUUUAAGCCCACUUAUAUUUCAAAUUGGAAUGAAUUGCUCCUACAUAGUAGCUGUUUACUAUAAAAACAACUUCUUCAUGUUCUUAAAUUCAACUCCAAGCAACAUUGACCAGCGUGGCCCAUGGCAAGAGAAGACAGGAAUUUGUGUGGUCCAGAUGUUUAAAAAGCCAAAGGUUACCCACCCAUGAAAAAGAGAGGUUCUUGUGGUCUGUAUUGUUAUCUCCAUUAUAACAGUGUUUAUUACAACUUGUAUGCUAGGCAUGCUAAUGAGCAGUUCUGAAUUAUUUUUAAGAUUUGCAUACUUUGUUCUGUGUUUGCUUCACAAAUAACAAACCUCAAUGAGAUUCUAGACAGUUAAAACAUCACUCUUGUUCCCACUUUACCCAGAACUGGGAAGAAUGUGGUGUGAAAUGUUCCUGGUUUUCUUUUUCAGCCUCCCCACUGCCCCAAUAAAUUAAGAAAACUGAUGUACAGAUCCCAUCACUUGUAAAAUUAAGUAGGAUGAGGACCUCAAUGUGGAUGUGAACCAAUUGGUUCCCUUGGUGGCCAGAUCAAAGAACACUUAAAGAUUUUAUUCCUUGAGUUUUCUAGUCAGAAGGACCUGACCCACACAAAUGUUUGAAUUGAAACUUGGCUCUUGGCCAGAUUUUGCUCCAGAUGUGAAACAGUUAUCAAUGGUUUAAACACAAAUUAUGCAGUGAAGUCUGCAUUUUGAAACAAAUGGAUAUAUUCAAAUCAAAGCUUGUCCUCAAGUCCCAAAAGUACCUAAGACUAGGAGAUCCUAGAGGGUGCGGUAAAAAUGAAUUCUUCCAAACUCUGAUUUGUAAUUCAUAUAUAUUUUAUAUGAGUUUAAACCAAACUAAUAUUAUAUAUGGUCUAGGACAAGUGAAGGGAAUGGAGGAAUUAGAUUCUUCAACAUUAAGCCCUAGUAGAUUACUGAACAAAGAAAGCUGAAAAUAACCAGAAAUGAAUUUCAUGAUCGUGAAUUUGCAACUUUGUUCUGAUCAAAGAAACCUUUGUGCUUAGCACCUGCUGAGGGUAACUCUUUUGCCACAACUCCAAAACACAGAUCCUGAUAAUGCAAAGUAUGUCUUCCCUGGAUGUAAAAAUGUGAUUCUUCUGAUAUAUUAUGCAUACACCCACCAGCAGCCAUACCCAGCAAAGCCAAUGAUAAAGGAUUGUGGGAUUUGUAGCACAACAACACCAGGAGAACCACAGUUCAUUCCUGCUGGAAAGCUUAUGAAAUAUCUAAAGGAAAAAUAUACAAAAAGCAGGAACCAAUGUCGAUCUAAAAAUUUAGAAGAAUGUGAUAUAGUCCUGGGAUUGUACCACUUCAGGGGAUAGGGGAAGGGGUACAGGGUUGCAUUAAUCACUUAACAAAACCAUGGAACGAUGCCACUUGGUUUUUUUCUGUACGUGUAGUUUGGCGGUCAGCCUUCAGAACAGGGAGAAAUUGAAGUGAUGCCUUCAGGAGGAAUAUAUUCCUAGAGCUUCAGAAUAUAGCUAGGAUUUUGUUUGAAACUGUACCGAUUAGCAGCAAAGCUUACAUAAAAGGAGCAUGUGUGCUCUUUAAUACAGUUAAUUAAAUACCAAUGAUAUAUACAAGUCUUGACAGAUAAAAGCUUCUUCACAAUAGGGACCCAUUACACUGAAAAUUGGUAAUUCAAGUCAGCAAUUCACAGGGAUUUAAAGUUUAUUUUUAUACUCUAAAAUUAGAUGCUGAAAGUCUCUGCAUACCUGGGGGCAUGUUGUGAGCAAGCUUUCCAGAUGGUAGCUGAUUGUGUGCACCACAAAUUUGACCCAAAGAGCUAAGAGAUUUUCUCGGUUUGCAACUUCGUUUCCAGUAAAAGAGAUUUAUGGUAUACAUAAUACAUAGAGAGCAUGAUCCCACUAGAACGGAAUACUUUUGAAUCCCAUUGAUUUCUAUGGGAGAGUAGAACAAAGCUUGUGCUUAAAUUCUCCCAUUGCAAUAGAGCUUAAAAGUGUUUCAUCUGGCAGGAUCAUAGCCAUAUAUUAUAUAGGUAUGGACCUGAAUUUCCAUUGCCUCGCACUUUGCAACUUGGUUUGUACCAUGAAAAAUGGGUAUAAACUCACCCUAUUUUGUAUUUUGCUUUGCACAGGUAUAUACAAUAACUCAUAGUCCAAGGCAAUGGAGAAUCAUGACUGUUAUAAAUAUAUUUUUAUAUAUUCUUUACAACCCUCCCUGCAUCUCUGCAAACAAAAAUAUAUGAUUUUUAAACUGCAAAGAUAGUGUGUUAAAAAAGUUAAUGCAUGAAUGUAAAUACUCUUUAAGAUCUGCCUUGUUGACUCUGAACCACAUGUACAGAUUAAAACAGCCAUUGUUCAUAGACAAUCUGUACCAGUGGUUCAACGACAAAAGCUAAUGGCCACGAUCCAAAGAGUUCCUUUAGAUAACACACAAGAGCCUCACGCAUGCACCAAGAUGGCUGCUUCCAGAGGAAGGCUCAGAAACCUCACUGCGCGCUUGGAGCUCAUUGGGUCAUGUCCAAAACCCAUUUCAAAAUUAAUGUUGUCAUGUUUCUAAGACAAGCCAUUAAUGUAUAUUUAGCAUUUAUGGAUAUUGCUCAAUACCUAUGUUCUGUACCAAAAACAAACAAAAAACUGUGUUAUAUAUACAGAUUGUAUAUUACCUUAAAAAGACACCAUAACUAAUUUUUAUUUUAAAUAAAAACGUGCUUAUAAAAUG
Molecule: messenger RNA, 7462 nt
Organism: Anolis carolinensis (green anole)
Lineage: Eukaryota; Metazoa; Chordata; Lepidosauria; Squamata; Anolidae
Gene: prima1
Product: proline rich membrane anchor 1
Exons: 7
Coding region: 183-1247 (354 amino acids)
Source: RefSeq, a predicted model, not a curated record